AUGAUUAUCUUUCUUUUAAAGGAUAUCAAUCAGAAGCUGCAAGAAGAUAACCAGGAGCUGAGAGACCUCUGCUGCUUUCUGGAUGACGACAGGCAGAAAGGCAAGAGGGUGUCCCGUGAGUGGCAGAGACUGGGCAGAUACAGUGCCAGUAUUAUGCACAAAGAGGUUGCCUUGUACCUGCAGAAGCUGAAAGAAUUGGAAGUGAGACAAGAAGAAGUGGUUAAGGAAAACCUGGAGCUGAAGGAACUGUGCGUGUUGUUGGAUGAGGAGAAGGGCGGUGGAGCGGGCAGCCGGAGCUCUAUUGACAGCCAAAUCAGCCUGUGCCAAUUAACUGCAACCAGCACGUACAUAAGAGAUGUCGGUGAUGGGAGCAGUACUUCUAGCACGGGAAGCACAGACAGUCCAGAUCAUCAUAAACAUCAUCCGAGUACGAGCCCAGAACAUCUUCAAAAAGCUCGGGGUGAAGGAAGCCCCGAGCAUCAGAAGCACAGGAGUAUCAGCCCUGAGCAUCUCCAGAAGCCCAGGAGUUCGGGCAGUCCUGAUCAUCACCUGAAAGGACCGAGUCCAGAACAUCAGAAAACCAUUGUCAAAGCACCUGAACAACAAAAGCACAGCAGUAGCAGUCCAGAAACUCUCCCAAAGCAUGUUUUGAGUGGUAGCCCUGAACACUUUCAAAAGCAGAGGCCUGGCAGUAGCCCUGAGCAUCAAAAGCACAGCGGUGGCAGCCCAGAUCAUCUUCAAAAGCACACGCCCAGUGGAAGUACAGAACAUCUCCACAAAGUGAGGGGCACGAGCCCUGAGCACCUCAAAAAACACUAUGGAGGGAGCCCAGAGCAUCUCAAGCAUCUCAGUGCAGGCAGCAGAGAAGGUACCCUCAGGAGACAAGUAACAGAUGACCUGUCCCCUCACCACAGAAGUAUAUACAAUGGAAUGAAUGAUUUCCAACCACCAAGACCAAAGGCUCUGCAGUCUUAACUAAACAGUAGAAGAUACCAGAAUCAAUGUCUCCUGCAGGUACAGGUGCUAAGAACUU
This is a messenger RNA of Lagopus leucura (white-tailed ptarmigan), 1033 nucleotides long. It is a transcript of the gene CCDC85A, whose product is annotated as coiled-coil domain containing 85A. The coding region runs from base 1 to 975 and encodes 324 amino acids. NCBI's taxonomy places the organism in Eukaryota, Metazoa, Chordata, Aves, Galliformes, Phasianidae. The transcript is spliced from 2 exons. The record is from RefSeq and is a predicted model, not a curated record.